Eriocheir sinensis (Chinese mitten crab) is the source of this 2639-nucleotide messenger RNA. RefSeq names its product AP-3 complex subunit mu-1-like (gene carmine). Bases 133 to 1386 code for a protein of 417 amino acids. The record is from RefSeq and is a predicted model, not a curated record. The transcript is spliced from 10 exons. Gene Ontology annotation, biological process: intracellular protein transport; endocytosis. Lineage: Eukaryota; Metazoa; Arthropoda; Malacostraca; Decapoda; Varunidae. Gene Ontology annotation, cellular component: cytoplasmic vesicle; clathrin adaptor complex.
UAAUAAUAAAAGCCAAUCAAGAAGAGUCCCGCAAACAGGACAGUCCUCGGCGCGGCAGGGCAGGGAGGGAGGCUCGGCAGGGCUGUCAUCGCUGUGAGCCGCCACGACCCACGGCACGGCCUGCACGACACCAUGAUUCACAGCCUCUUCAUCAUCAACUCCUCGGGAGAUGUGUUCAUGGAGAAGCACUGGAAGAGUGUUAUCCCUCGCUCCAUCUGUGACUACUUCUUUGAUGCCCAGAGGAAGGCCUCCAACAGUGAGGACAUCCCCCCAGUCAUCACCACACCCCACCACUACCUCCUCAGCAUCCUGCGCAGCAACCUCUUCUUUGUGGCUGUCUGCAUGACUGAAGUGCCGCCAUUAUUUGUCAUUGAGUUUCUGCACCGAGUGGUGGACACAUUUGAAGACUACUUUGGGGAAUGCACCGAGUCCAUCAUCAAAGAACACUAUGUGGUGGUGUACGAGCUGCUGGAUGAGAUGCUGGACAAUGGCUUCCCACUGGCCACUGAGAGUAACAUUCUGAAGGAGCUCAUCAAGCCGCCCAACAUCCUGCGCACCAUCGCCAACACUGUUACGGGCAAGUCAAAUGUGAGUGCCACCCUGCCCACAGGCCAGCUGAGCAAUGUGCCGUGGCGACGGUCAGGGGUCAAAUACACCAACAAUGAGGCAUACUUUGAUGUCACUGAAGAGGUGGAUGCCAUAAUCGACAAGGCUGGUGGCACUGUAGCUGCAGAGAUUCAGGGUUAUAUUGAUUGUUGUGUGAAGCUAUCUGGGAUGCCAGACCUCACCCUCACCUUCAUCAACCCUCAGUUGUUUGAUGACGUCUCUUUCCACCCCUGCGUCAGACUCAAGCGCUGGGAGUCCGAGAGGGUGUUGUCAUUCAUUCCUCCUGAUGGAAACUCUCGCCUUCUUUCCUACCACAUUGGGCCUCAGUCAGUGGUGGCCAUCCCUGUUUACAUCCGCCACAACAUAUCCUUUAGAGAUGUGGGCGGUGGCAGGCUGGACAUCACUGUGGGUCCCAAGCAGACGAUGGGCAGAGUGGUGGAGGGUGUUGUGCUGGAGGUUCCCAUGCCCAAGUGUGUUCUGAACUGUAACUUGAGUGUGACCCAAGGGAAGUACACCUUCGACCCAGUAUCCAAGUUGCUACACUGGAACGUUGGGCGCAUCGACCCUGCAAAGCUGCCCAACAUUCGAGGCAAUAUCAGUGUACAAAGUGGAUCUCCUCCCCCAGAAAGCAAUCCAACAAUAAAUGUCCAGUUCACUGUUACUCAGUUGGCUCUCUCAGGCCUCAAAGUCAACCGCCUGGACAUAUAUGGUGAGAAAUACAAGCCAUUUAAAGGUGUCAAGUAUGUCACCAAGGCUGGCCGCUUCCAAGUGCGCACCUGAGACAGCCAGUGCCUCCUCCGUGUGUGUGUGUGUGUGUGUGUGUGUGCAUAGGUGUAUGUGUGUGUGUAUUAAGAAGACUCCUUUACAGGUUUUAUUUUUUAUCUUAAGACCUUUGCACAUAUACAGUAGUAAGUGGUUGAGUGUGAGCCUCCUUAUUUUCAGAGUAUGAUUGAUCCGGAGACUGUUAACAUUGGAUCUGUGCUGCAGUAUUGUUGUUAUGAAUGUUUCUGUUAUGUAAAAAAAUUAUAUUUCAAUAUAUAAUUUUAGGGAAGCAUUCCAAUUAGCUAAACAAUCUUUCAUUACAUCCUUCCUGAUAAAGUAGAGUCUGUGGUCAGUUAUCCUGCUAAGCAGUUUAGAAAGGUUAAGCUAAUGGAGCUUGUGUGGAAUCUUAAUGAAAAAUUAAUAUUUCAGAAACCAUUCAUCGAGUGGGCAGGUAUGGCUAGAGGUGUGGCUAGCCAGGAAAGUAGAUAAAACAUCCACACCACUAACCUCUCUUGAAAAGUGUGCUUACAAGUCAGAUUAUAAUUAUUAUUUUCAUUAUUACUCCCAUUAUAGUCAGUUGUGUAAGGCUUUAAACAGCAAAGGGGCUAUGGCAAUGGAAAAUCCAUUUCAAACCAAUAUUUUUUGCUCCCUGUUGUGGUGUUGGUUUUAUAUUGUUUUAGUUGCUGCCAUUUUGGCUGCCCACCCCGUCUCUCCAGGAAAAAGGAUAGAUGGUGAUCAUCUUACGUUUUCAUUAAUAUUAAUAGCAGUAGUAGUAGAAGAUGAGUUUCUUCCUGAGAUUUUCCUUUUCCUUCCUGGCUUCCAUUCUUUUAAUUAAAUCAAGUUUGACAGUCAAGCUGACUCUGCAUUAAAUGUGGUAGAUUAAGAUGAUAUAUAGAUGUUUAAAAGUGAAUCUCACUAAUGAAGCAAAAGUUAGCUUCCAGAGAAGGAUGCAAUAUGCUAAAGGAAAAAGUAAUGUUAACUAUAUUCAUCCUAAUGCUCUGAUACUUCACACAUUUCUCCUACAUAGUUUACAGUUAUCAUAUAAUUUUAAAGCAUAAUGUCUCUUGGUAAGUAAUCAAUUAAUUCCUUUUGUCCAUUUGGCAUAAAGUUUCCUAUAUUUAUGUUGGUGAUUACGAGGAUAUAAAUUUGUGCUGAAAGAACAUGUUGGCAGGAAACAAACCUCACUGAGGACAAAACAGGCAUUCCACAUUUACCAACCAUUUCAUCCACACAUGUAUCACCUAUGUCUUAUCAUGACCAUGAUUAUCAGA